UCUCCUUCCUUCCUUAUCUCUUGGAAAGACAAAAAAAUGAAUCGUGUGAUCUUCUUCCUCCUCACAGCAGCCGCUCUACUCGUCGCCAUCACGGGCCACGUAUCAGAAGACGGUUUCGAUAACCCGAUCAUCAGGCAAGUCGUCCCGGAAGAAAACGAUGAGCAGCUGCUCAACGCGGAGCACCACUUCUCUCUCUUCAAGUCCAAGUACGACAAGACCUACGCGACUCAGGCGGAGCACGACCGUCGCUUCCGCGUCUUCGAGGCUAAUCUACGUAGAGCCAGGCGUCACCAGCUGCUCGAUCCGUCGGCCGUCCACGGCGUAACGCAGUUCUCAGAUCUUACUCCGAAGGAGUUCCGCCGCAAGCACCUAGGCCUGAAACGGAAGCUCCGUCUUCCAAAAGACGCUCAGAAGGCGCCGAUCCUUCCGACCAGCGACCUCCCGACGGAUUUCGAUUGGCGUGACCAAGGAGCCGUCACUCCCGUUAAAAACCAGGGUUCGUGCGGAUCGUGCUGGUCGUUUAGCGCAACAGGAGCUCUUGAAGGAGCACAUUUUCUGGCGACUAAAGAGCUUGUUAGCCUCAGCGAACAGCAGCUCGUGGAUUGCGACCAUGAGUGUGAUCCAGAAGAGGCCAACUCAUGUGACUCUGGUUGCAAUGGAGGACUAAUGAACAACGCUUUUGAGUACACUCUUAAAGCUGGUGGCCUUAUGAAAGAAGCAGACUAUCCUUAUACAGGACAUGACAAUUCCGGCUGCAAGUUCGACAAGAGCAUGAUCGCCGCAAGAGUGUCUAAUUUCAGCGUUGUCUCUGCGGAUGAAGAUCAAAUCGCUGCAAAUCUAGUCCACCACGGUCCUCUUGCUAUUGCUAUCAAUGCAAUGUGGAUGCAAACUUACAUAGGAGGAGUCUCGUGCCCGUAUGUAUGUUCUAAGAGCCAAGACCAUGGAGUGCUCUUGGUUGGGUUUGGCUCGUCGGGUUAUGCACCAAUCCGUCUCAAGGAGAAGCCUUACUGGAUCAUAAAGAACUCAUGGGGAGAGACGUGGGGCGAGCAUGGUUACUACAAAAUCUGCAGGGGACGUCAUAACAUCUGUGGUAUGGACACAAUGGUAUCUACUGUUGCUGCUGUUCAUACCUCAACUCAGUAGAACUAUUAGGACACUACUGGGUUUUACCUGUCCUUGUGUGUAUAUUAUAUAUAUAUGUGUAUCUGAAUAACAACUAUGGACUGUUAUUUUUAGUAUUAUCGUCAAUUUGUUUCAGUUUUAAUGUAAAAUAUAGCCUUGGGGUGUCGUUAUCCUUGUAGCAUCGAAUGCUAAAGAAAAGUGAUAUGAUGAUCAGUUUAUAAGUAUGUAAUAAUGGAAGUUUUACAUUA
Molecule: messenger RNA, 1370 nt
Organism: Raphanus sativus (radish)
Lineage: Eukaryota; Viridiplantae; Streptophyta; Magnoliopsida; Brassicales; Brassicaceae
Product: probable cysteine protease RD19C
Exons: 4
Coding region: 37-1143 (368 amino acids)
Cellular component (GO): lysosome
Molecular function (GO): cysteine-type endopeptidase activity
Source: RefSeq, a predicted model, not a curated record